AUGCGCUCGACCUUUAAGGAGCAUGUAGGAGCAUAUGCAGAAGAUUUGAGGCUUGAUACUGAGCGUCGUCUCAUUUCUAAAGGCUCUGUUCGUGUCAGGUUCGAAUAUAUAAAAUGGAACGAGUAUCAAAAAGCGGACGAGACGAAGAAGAAACCUGAUCUGAAGCGUCUAGAGCACCUCAAACGAAUAUUUCGAACGGAAGGUUGUCGUCCACUACCAGCGAAGCACCACAUACCUGCUAUCGUUGAACCAGAUCUGCUUGACACUGCGAUAGAGGUUUCCCGACGAAAGAAUGAAUUGAAGACGGACACUCUGCCGAGCAAUUAUGCCAUCAUACACACGCAGGAUGGAUACCCAGAACUUGAAUUUCCUGGUGGUAUUCAGUGUCUUCACGGGCUCCACAGGAUCGAAGCCGGGAAAGAAUGGCUCUCACUAAGCCAGAUAUGGUGGAUUGUAGAUCUGUACCUUUCGAACAUCAGCUGGGAGUUGAAAAACUUUCUCAUCGAGGAGUAUGCAAAUGAAGAGAAGCCUUGCCAAGGCGAGAUCUAUCGCAAGAUCCGUGAUUAUCAGGAUCUGCCGAAGAUUCCCGGCAGCAGACUCUCUCCUACUACCUGUAUAAGCCUCGAGAUGCGUUGGUGGGCUCAGCUGAACGAAAGCAGAGAGGGCAAGCUCCGGAGUCUCUUCAAAUCCACGCUUGCUGCCGGAUUCGACGCUCUCACGAAAUUCCCAGGACUUUUCGAUGCUGGUAUGAUGAUCACUACGCUAAAUACCAUAAUGGCAACAAAGUCCUACAAAGAUAGAUUCUUGAAAGGAAUCAAGGAUAGGAGCAGAAGAGUAGAUAAAGCUACUGUCAAAGAGAUGAAACGCCGGGCACCAGGUGUAUCGACCCUAGAUGCUGACUUCUUGCGCGACCAGGUUCUAAGUGGGAAGAAGAUUUUCAGUGACUUCAGUCCUCGAGAACGCAAGGUUAUAUGGAAGAACAUCCUCGCAUUCAAGAGCAUCAUACCUUCCUUGUUCACAUUUUUUCAAGAUGUCCAUCUUUUAGAAGCCUGUGUUGAUAGUUUAAAGUGGCUAGUGACAGUUUCUUGUGAAGAAGUAACGGUAUCUGCUGCGUUCGACAACCGGUAUAAGAGCAAGAGAGAGAUCCAGCGAGUCCAGACGACCGAAAGUGCCUUCCGUCCUGUGACAGGAAGUCCGGAAGAUUGUAUGAGGCUUGGAUAUUUGGUGUUGGUCGCUUUUGCUAUGCGUAACCACCAAAACUUGCCUAAAGCGCCGGUCAAGAAAAAUUUGAAGACAAAACCAAGAGUAAAGGCAGAUGCGGAAGUGCUGCAGCGAUUUGCUUCUCUCGCUGCAGAUGAGGGCUUCAAAUCUCCAGAGAUCGAGGCAUUGAAAGGAGAGGUUGGCCCACUUGUGAGCCCAGACACUCAAGAGUCUGCUCCUCUCGUCAUCACGACCGGCCCGGGUCAGGAUAUAAAGCAAAGAUGUGGGCUCCCACAUAGCGAUACUUUUGAACAGGACCGAAAUCAUCUAUUCUUACACCACUUGAGUAAAGAUAUGGUUGAGACUGACGAAGGCAUUACCUCCUUUUUUGUCCUCAAGUCUUGGUUCGCUGCCUUUUUUAACCCGCCUCCUUGGACGAACCAAGCUACCAGUAGGGACAGCUCAAGCACAUCUCUACUGCUAGCUCAUAGCACACGUAUCGGCGAGGAAGACGUGAACAUGGGAGAUGCACAACCGGGAACUCUGAAUCAGCGAGACUUGGGGCAGGAGACGGAACAAAUCACGCAGGAGCUAGGUUCACAGGGGCUAGAUAUGGAGGAGCAGAUACAAGAAAUAAUCGAAUCAGCACAGCAAAAGAUGAAUAGAACCGCAACAGUAGCCACCCAAAUACUCGGCGAAGAGGAAGAUACGCUAUUUGGUAGGCUUCUCGUCCGAGAUGUCUCUAUAUUGCUGAUGGGAAUUUGUCUAGUGUCGAGAUUGCCUACGCCGCAGAGAGCAGUCUUAGAAGCUGACGACACCGUAGUCAUACGCUUCGUGGAGCGAGAGGGUGACGAGAGUGAUAUGUUAAGCCCUGUAGAGGAACAUGUGGGAGAGGUACAAGAGCUGAAAGUAGACCAUGGCGACCCAGCCUCUCUCGUCAAGCAAAUAGUCCUUGAAUUCUUUCUCAAAGGCAAGAGAACGUGCGACAGAUAUAAAAAGUAUGUGCCAGCGGAUCAUUGCUACAAUGUGGCGACUAGAGAAGAGAACAAAAACACGUUGUUCUUGAUUCCGGAUGUACAUUACACCCGAGAAGCAGGGAUGGGCAUCCACGAGACGCCCGAAGGCGCCAUGGAAGAUCCGAGAGAUCACGAAAGUACUCAGGAAAUUAUACAGGAGCCAUGGGGGGAACGCCAGGUAACAGAAUGUCUAGAAGGUCACAGAACGCCCGAUUCAGAUGGCGAGUCACUCGAGGCCCUACUAGAACAAGCGCAGGAAAACGCGACCAAUGCGCGUAUACUCGACAAAAACACGAUCAUCAUCCGAUUGUGGACAAGCGUACAGGACACGCUCAACAUCCUGGGACUUGAUGACUGCUAUAAGGCAGCCGUAGAGGACGAAGAUCAUGCUCUGUACUCGAUGGUGCCAUCUCCGCGAACAGAAGAAGAAAGGGUUGCAGAACGUACCAUGCUAUGGAAAUCUCCAUUCUUACUACCCCCGGAAGCACUGCACUGGCGUAAGGAGUCUAGUAGGGGAAGACGUCGUGCACCUCCACAGGCUCAGGAAGGGUUGCACGGCUUGGAAAGCUCUUCGUUUACGCCCCCGCCUGGUCUCCGUCCGCUUCCGCCAGAACAGAAAUCGGUCAAAGAUCCACCAAAAUUCCAUUGGAGCAUUCCCUCACCUCCGCCACAGCCCGAACAAAAACUUGUCGAACAUACAGUUCCGCCUCGACAGGAAUUGGCUCGAGCUCCAUCUUGGUUCCAUAGGAACGUUUCCUCACCCCCGCAUGUGUCUGAGCAUAGACUCGUCGAACAUACAACGGAGGACUACAGGGAUCUGCCUCUGUCCGAACAUGAACUGUUCUUGAUCGAAUCUUGGUCCCGCGGACACGUUCUCACUUUUCCACCUCCGUCCGAACUCGAACUUGCCGAACAUACAACAGAGGACCACAGCGGCAACCCAGCGUUUCCACCUCUAACCAAACAUCAAUUGCCCUUGGUCGAAGCUACAUCCGAGGUCCAUAAAGAUAAGAUAGUGAGGAGCGAGAGGAAAUUUGGAAAGGCUUUUCAAAACGAAUCAACCGAAAUUAGGAGGAGGCCGAAGAAAGCAUCUAGCCACCCAGAGACGGCAGAUGGAGAUAUGGAGGUUGAUGAUAGGGUCAAAGUUUGGUCCAAAGCUUGGGUAAGGGACAUCAAGCCCGCCUCCGGUGCUCGCCGAACUCCGAAUAACCAUAACAAUAAUUGA
This is a messenger RNA of Mollisia scopiformis, 3441 nucleotides long. RefSeq lists its product as uncharacterized. Lineage: Eukaryota; Fungi; Ascomycota; Leotiomycetes; Helotiales; Mollisiaceae. The transcript is spliced from 4 exons. The coding region runs from base 1 to 3441 and encodes 1146 amino acids. The record is from RefSeq and is a predicted model, not a curated record.